AUGCUGCUCGAACCUGUCGAAUGUUCUGACAUUUAUCUUUCAUGUUUUCUAGCAGACGAUGACGAUGAGGAUCACAAAUCAAUAGGACCUCAAGUAAUUGACGUCGCUUUUGUAAAAUCAGAUGGAACAACAAUUACAGUUGAAUCUGCUCCCAGAAUUGGUCUUUGUAAGGGCGACAGUGGUGGGCCACUUUUUCAAGUUGAUGAAGAGAACAGAUCAACAUUGAUGGGAAUUUUGUCGCACGGUAGCUCAUGUAAAUGGAAUUUCUAUGUUGCACCGGAGGAUCAAGGCAGAGACAAUUUCACAGAUGUUCGCCAGUGUUUGGAUUGGAUUUGUGAAAAGUCAGGUGAACUGUGA
Cooperia oncophora is the source of this 357-nucleotide messenger RNA. The record is from the annotation of a GenBank genome assembly. Lineage: Eukaryota; Metazoa; Nematoda; Chromadorea; Rhabditida; Trichostrongylidae.